Molecule: messenger RNA, 780 nt
Organism: Microthlaspi erraticum
Lineage: Eukaryota; Viridiplantae; Streptophyta; Magnoliopsida; Brassicales; Brassicaceae
Source: the annotation of a GenBank genome assembly
AUGGCGCCGGUGAAGAGGAGGGUGUUUAACACAAAGAAUGAACUAGCGGCGGGGCUGGCGAAAUACACGGCGGAUCUAUCCUCCAAAUUCUGCAAAGAAAGAGGAGUUUUCACGGUUGUUCUCUCCGGUGGAGACCUCAUAUCGUGGCUCUGGAAAUUGUUGGGACCUCCUUAUAUUGAUUCAAUUGAAUGGUCUAAAUGGCACAUCUUUUGGGUCGACGAGAGGGUUUGUGGUUGGGAUGAUGUCGAUAGCAACUAUAAACUCGCCUACGACGGUUUUCUCUCCAAGGUUCCGAUUCCGGCCGAAAAUAUCUACGCCAUUGACAACGGCCUUGGAGCCGAAGGCAACGCUGAGCUAGCAGCCGAACGCUACGAGGAAGGCCUCAGACAAAAGGUGAACCAAAACAUAAUCCGAACAUACAAAUCAUCCGGUUUCCCACAAUUCGAUCUUCAGCUUCUAGGAAUGGGACCGGACGGUCACAUGGCGUCUCUAUUCCCGGGACAUGAUGAGAUCAAUGAGAAAGUGAAAUGGGUUACAUACAUAACCGAUUCACCUAAACCGCCACCAAAAAGGAUCACUUUUACUUUACCGGUUAUCAAUUGUGCUUCGUACAAUGUUAUGGCCGUAUGUGAUAAAGAACAAGCUGAUUCCGUUGCGGCUGCUUUUACUCAUACUAAAGACGUACCAGCCGGUAGACUAACCGCGGAUGUUGAAGUGGUCUGGUUUCUUGACCAAGCAGCUGCGUCUAAACUCCCUCGUGGAGGGUGCUCUAUCCUUUGA